This is a messenger RNA of Diversispora eburnea, 519 nucleotides long. NCBI's taxonomy places the organism in Eukaryota, Fungi, Glomeromycota, Glomeromycetes, Diversisporales, Diversisporaceae. The record is from the annotation of a GenBank genome assembly.
AUGUUAUGUUUAGAUUUUCCUGCAUGGCUUGAUGGACUUGGACUUAAAGUUUUAACUCCAAAAUUCCAAGAUAAAAAUUGGGAAACAAUUAUUGAAACAAAUAUGGAUGGCUUAAAAGAAUUUGAUAUUACUUGUAGAGAAAUUAGAAAAAGAUUAGCUAUACACUUUGAUAUAGUUAAAAGAGCUCUUGCGAUAUCGAGAGGAGAACAAGUACCUCCUCUUGAAAAAAAGGAUCCUAAACUUAUUUCACAAGCAAAAAAGGCAUUCAAGGAAAAUUCAGAAGGACCUGAAGAAAUCGAUUAUGAAAUGAUGAAUGAUAAUUCCUAUUUUCUUCAUUCAAUUACCAAUGGGUUAGGAAGAUUUGCUCCAUUAUUUGAAGACAAAAAUUGGAAAGAAAUUAUAAAUAUGAAAACUGGAGAUUUAAAAAGGAUAAGUAUUACAGAUGGACUUGUAAUAGCCAAGAUGAUGAAAGGAUUUAAAUAUCAUUACUUUCGUGCCAAAGAAAAUAAUAUUAUAUAA